Messenger RNA from Penicillium taxi, 1383 nucleotides. Its product is annotated as translation elongation factor EF-1 alpha. NCBI's taxonomy places the organism in Eukaryota, Fungi, Ascomycota, Eurotiomycetes, Eurotiales, Aspergillaceae. The record is from RefSeq and is a predicted model, not a curated record. Gene Ontology annotation, molecular function: GTPase activity; GTP binding; translation elongation factor activity. The transcript has 4 exons. Bases 1 to 1383 code for a protein of 460 amino acids. Gene Ontology annotation, biological process: translation; translational elongation.
AUGGGUAAGGAAGAUCGUGCUCACAUCAACAUCGUCGUUAUCGGCCACGUCGAUUCCGGCAAGUCGACCACUACCGGUCACUUGAUCUACAAGUGCGGUGGUAUUGACCAGCGUACUAUCGAGAAGUUCGAGAAGGAAGCCGCCGAGCUCGGUAAGGGUUCCUUCAAGUACGCCUGGGUUCUCGACAAACUCAAGGCUGAGCGUGAGCGUGGUAUCACCAUCGAUAUCGCUCUCUGGAAGUUCCAGACCGCCAAGUAUGAGGUCACCGUCAUUGACGCCCCCGGUCACCGUGAUUUCAUCAAGAACAUGAUCACUGGUACCUCCCAGGCCGAUUGCGCUAUCCUCAUCAUUGCCUCCGGUACCGGUGAGUUCGAGGCUGGUAUCUCCAAGGAUGGCCAGACCCGUGAGCACGCUUUGCUUGCCUUCACCCUCGGUGUCCGCCAGCUCAUCGUUGCCCUCAACAAGAUGGACACCUGCAAGUGGUCCGAGGACCGUUACAACGAGAUUGUCAAGGAGACUUCCAACUUCAUCAAGAAGGUUGGCUACAACCCCAAGUCUGUCCCCUUCGUGCCCAUCUCCGGUUUCAACGGUGACAACAUGCUUGAGGUUUCCCCCAACUGCCCCUGGUACAAGGGUUGGGAGAAGGAGACCAAGGCUGGCAAGUCCACCGGUAAGACCCUCCUUGAGGCCAUCGACGCCAUCGAGACCCCCGUUCGUCCCUCCGGCAAGCCCCUCCGUCUGCCCCUCCAGGAUGUGUACAAGAUCUCCGGUAUUGGCACAGUUCCCGUCGGCCGUGUCGAGACUGGUAUCAUUAGCCCCGGCAUGGUCGUCACCUUUGCUCCCGCCAACGUGACCACUGAAGUCAAGUCCGUCGAGAUGCACCACCAGCAGCUCCAGUCCGGCCAGCCCGGUGACAACGUCGGUUUCAACGUCAAGAACGUCUCCGUCAAGGAGGUUCGCCGUGGUAACGUUGCCGGUGACUCCAAGAACGACCCUCCCCAGGGUGCCGCUUCUUUCAACGCCCAGGUCAUCGUCCUGAACCACCCCGGUCAGGUUGGUGCCGGUUACGCCCCGGUCCUCGAUUGCCACACUGCCCACAUUGCUUGCAAGUUCUCUGAGCUCCUCGAGAAGAUCGACCGCCGUACCGGUAAGUCCGUUGAGGACAACCCCAAGUUCAUCAAGUCUGGUGACGCCGCCAUCGUCAAGAUGGUUCCCUCCAAGCCCAUGUGUGUUGAGGCUUUCACCGACUACCCUCCCCUUGGUCGUUUCGCCGUCCGUGACAUGCGUCAGACCGUUGCCGUCGGUGUCAUCAAGUCCGUUGAGAAGUCCGUUGGUGGUGCCGGUAAGGUCACCAAGGCCGCCCAGAAGGCUGGCAAGAAAUAA